AUGAUCCACCCUGAGCAAUGUGUCGGGCAGCGUAGUUUCCUCUCCAAGCCAGACCGACGGCCGCUGCUCCCCACAAGUCCCUGCAGAAACCGGAUGCUGGGCCUGUUUGAGCCGGACUGGCGCCGGCCCCGCCAUGGCCCUAUCGACCCCCUGCGCCUCGACUUCCCCGGCCUCAGCGCCGACGCGCGCGCCGCCAUGCGCAGCUGGCAGGUGCUGAACCCGCGCCAUGCCUACCGCCUGUGGGACGCGGCCGACGUCGAGGCCCUGGUGGCCGCGCACUACCCGGCCCUGCUCCCUGCCUGGCGUGCGCUGCCCCACGCAGUGGAGCGCGCCGACCUGGGGCGCUACCUGGUCGUGCACCGCCACGGCGGCGUGUAUGCCGACGCCGACGUGGCGGCGCUGCAGCCGAUGGACGAGGUCCUGCGCCCCGGAGACGCGCUGGUGGCGGCCUGGGAGAACGUCAUCCCCCUCGGCGAGGUCGCGGAGCGCGAGUUCGGGCGCCAUGCGCAGCUGCUGCAGUGCGGGCCCGGGCCCUUCACCGACGAGGUGGCGGCCGGGUUCCAGUGGACGGACGGUGCGCGAUCGCUGCUGCCGCGGUCCAGCCUGCACCUCUUUACGGGGUCGUGGAAGGAGAAGCCGGUGAAGGACGGGCCGGUGAAGGAGGGGGAGGAGCUCUGGAACGUGCAGCGGUCGGAGGGGGAGGGGCAGGCCGGUGGCAGCGAGCAGCAGCCUGGGGAGCUGCCUACGCCCGCCAAACCCCUGUACGAGGCGGACUACGUCCCGCCCGGCGUGACCCCCCUCCUGCCCACCACCUGCCUGGAGGAGCCGCGCUUCGUGGUCCUGCACCACGGCCUGGGACUGGGUGUGCCCGGCGACCAGGUGGACGCGGGCCUGGCGCUGAUGCGCUUCGGCGCGCUGGGGCCAGGCGGGGACGUGAGCACCCCCUCCCGCACGCUCCGCGCCUUCUUCGAGGCCUGCGAGAGGCAUCAGCGCGCCCGCACCGGCGCGCGCGACGCCGCCCCGGCCACCCUGGUCGACGUCGGCGCUGGCUAUGGCAUGCUGGCCCUGGCGGCGGCCGCCCGCGGCUACCGCGUGCGCGCCUUCGAGGCCGCGCCGCACGCGGCGCAGGCGCUGCACGCCUCCAUCGCCCACAACGGCUUCCAGGGCCGGGUCACGCUGGUCGAGGGCGUCCUGCGCCCCAACCCGGCGGAGGAGCCGGCGUCCGGGGCGCCGACGCGGGGAGACGCCCCCCUGGUGUGCCUCUCGCCGCGCGGCGAGGCAGCCGCGCACGGCUACGCCGGCGAGGGCGGCGGCUUCCAGGCCGACGACGCGCGCAACGGCACCCGCGCGGCGCUCCAGGGCUGCCCCGCCGGGCAGCCCCGCGCGGCGGUGCACCGCGCGCCAAGCGCGCUGGGCGGGCUGGGCACCGACCUCGCCGGCCUGCGCCUGAACGCCUGGUCCUGGGGCGGGCGGCUGGCGCAGGAGCUGGCGCCGGCGCUGGCGCGCGCAGGGCUGCCGCCCGUGCUGCUGGAGCUGCCGGGCGGGCCGCGCGACGUGCCGCCCGGCCAGGAGUCGGCCGCGCUGGCGCUGGCCGCGCUGUACAGAGCCGGGUACGUGCACGCGCGGCACUGGGGCGACGCGUGCCGCGCGCGCUGGGACGCGGAGCGCGCCGCGCUGCUGGACGGCCUGCUGGGGGGGGGGAACCUGGACGGCACCGAGGCGCGCGGCUGCGCGCUGACCGAGCCGGAGCUCGGGGUGCUCGCCUCCCUCUCCUGGCACCAGAACGCCACCGAGGUCUACCUCGUGACCGGCGUGGCGUGA
Messenger RNA from Auxenochlorella protothecoides, 1821 nucleotides. Its product is annotated as Inositol phosphoceramide mannosyltransferase 3. Gene Ontology annotation, cellular component: mannan polymerase complex. The record is from RefSeq and is a predicted model, not a curated record. Gene Ontology annotation, biological process: protein N-linked glycosylation. Gene Ontology annotation, molecular function: alpha-1,6-mannosyltransferase activity. Lineage: Eukaryota; Viridiplantae; Chlorophyta; Trebouxiophyceae; Chlorellales; Chlorellaceae. The transcript is spliced from 5 exons. The coding region runs from base 1 to 1821 and encodes 606 amino acids.